CCACUGAGGCCUCCAUUUUUCUGCAGGACGCCGACCCCAUCACGGCCCAAAGCACUUGCUGUAAAAAGUGAAAGCGAGGCGUCGACCAGCCCACCGGCCAAGCAGGCUGGCAGCGCGGACCCCCCCAGGGCUCAUCACAUUGUGUUCCUCAAGACGCACAAGACGGGGGGCAGCACGGUGCAGAAUCUGCUCUUCAGGCUGGGAGAGAAGGAGCGGCUGACCUUCGCCUUCCCCUACGCGUCCUUCCAGUUCUUCUACCCCACAAGGUUUCAAGCUGAGUUUGUGGAUGAGCUGCCCCUCGCCUCUUCCCACUUUGACGUCUUGUGUAGUCACACACGGCUGGACCUGGAGGAGCUCGGCAAGGUCAUGCCGGCGGACAGCGUCUACGUGACCAUUCUGCGAGACCCCGCCACCACCUUCGAGUCCCUCUUCAGUUACUAUCAGAACUCCAUUCCUGCUUUUUCUAAAGUUUCUGCAGCGACCGGCUCUGGUAACCUGACUGCUUUACUCUCAGCGUUUCUCGAGAUGCCAGAGUUUUAUUACAACGCGAGCAGCCCAGGAAAUGGCUUGGCCAAAAACCCCAUGACCUUUGACCUAGGCCUAGAUAACCAAGAGUGGGCUUCCACGUGGCCGGAGAUGCUGGAGCAGCUCAGCCACGCAUUUCAGCUCGUUAUGAUGGCCGAGUACUUUGACGAGUCACUGAUUCUGCUGAAAGACCUCCUGGGAUUGGAACACGAGGACCUGAUCUACGUGAAGCUGAACCUCCGGCAGGACUCUUACAGAACUCCUCUGACGGAGGAGAUGCUGGCCAGAAUGCAGUCCUGGAAUAGUCUGGACCUCCUCCUCUACAGCUACUUCAAGGAGGUCUUCUGGGAGAGGGUGAGGAGGUACGGACUGCAGCGCAUGGCCAGGGAGGUCUCCAUUUUGAAAUCCCUAGUUAAGGAGACAAGGCACCUCUGUCUCCAAGAGGAAGCGCUGCCCCCUGGUGAACUGGGGGAGAUGACGCGCCCCUUUCAGCCAGAGACCGCCAUCAUCCUUGGCUAUGCCCUCCAGCAGAACCUGACGGAGGACGACGCCUACUUCUGUCUGAGGCUCGUUCUGCCAGAGCUGCAGUACCACACGCAUCUCUACUUCCAACAAUACAAGCGAGAAGUGCCAAGCAUCGAGGAUUAGGCAGCGGGCAGGAGACCACCUCGCCAAAAUAUGCUGCAGCUUCAUCAUCAGCUGGGGGUAUUUUCCGUAUGUCGCUUAAAUCAUCCGAGAUCAGACAACUCAUUUUGGAUGAGUUAAAGCCGGUGACACUCAUCCAGAGACGUCGGUUUUUCAAAUGCAGCUGUGUAGUCGAUUAGUCGAGCUGGAUCUGAUCAUACGAGAUGAAUGUGUGUGCAAAUAUAUCGAGUCUAGAAAACAUGAUCAGCAAGUCUGUGAUAGGCUGUGACAAAAUGAUGAAAGAAUGGGCGCUUUUUUUUUUUCACACACACGCGGCGCAAGACCUCGAAGGACAUGAAGGAUUUCAAGAUUUAAUAUGCACAAGGGGUAACACUGCAAAAGCAGCCCAGACCAGAAAAGACGGCUGGCAAAAAGUGGCCGACAAAUUA
Messenger RNA from Erpetoichthys calabaricus (reedfish), 1598 nucleotides. RefSeq names its product galactose-3-O-sulfotransferase 3. The record is from RefSeq and is a predicted model, not a curated record. The annotation marks the transcript as partial. Gene Ontology annotation, cellular component: membrane. Lineage: Eukaryota; Metazoa; Chordata; Cladistia; Polypteriformes; Polypteridae. Gene Ontology annotation, molecular function: galactosylceramide sulfotransferase activity. Gene Ontology annotation, biological process: glycolipid biosynthetic process. The transcript is spliced from 2 exons.